Messenger RNA from Osmerus eperlanus (European smelt), 2493 nucleotides. It is a transcript of the gene med17, whose product is annotated as mediator complex subunit 17. NCBI's taxonomy places the organism in Eukaryota, Metazoa, Chordata, Actinopteri, Osmeriformes, Osmeridae. Gene Ontology annotation, biological process: regulation of transcription by RNA polymerase II. Gene Ontology annotation, molecular function: transcription coregulator activity. Gene Ontology annotation, cellular component: core mediator complex; mediator complex. Bases 176 to 2110 code for a protein of 644 amino acids. The record is from RefSeq and is a predicted model, not a curated record. The transcript is spliced from 13 exons.
AAUUCCACGAACACACAGAGGGUGUCAGGCUUGUACGACUAGUGGUAGACACUGUCCUAGUGGGAAGUGCAGGAAGAAGAGUGUGGACAGUUCCUGUGCUAACUACUAGCUAGCACAAUACAUUGUCCUAAGAAAAAUACGUACAGCCUAGGACUGUAUCUUCCCAGUCGUCAUCAUGUCGGGUGGUGGUCCAGCGGUGCGCGUCAGCAUCGAGUCCUCCUGCGAGAAGCAGGUGCAGGAGGUCUCUCUGGACGGGAUGGAGACGUACGUCCCUCCCCUCUCUAUGUCCCAGAACCUGGCCAAACUGGCCCAGAGGAUAGACUUUGGCCAGGGGUCUGAUUCAGACGGAGAGGAGACAGAGGGAGAGCCCAGGGAUCAGGAGUGGGGCAAGCAGGAACACGAGGAGGAUGAAGCCACAGUGAAGUUCCAGCCGUCUCUGUGGCCAUGGGACUCUGUACGCAACAACCUGCGCAGCUCCCUCACAGAGAUGUGUGUCUUGUACGACGUCCUCAGUGUGGUGAAGGAGAAGAAGUACAUGGCCCUGGACCCCGUGUCCCAGGACCCUACAGCUGGCAAGACCCCGCAGGUGUUCCAGCUGAUCAGCAAGAAGAAGUCUCUGGCCACGGCGGCCCAAAUGCUGCUGAAGGGGGCGGAGAAGCUCAACAAGUCUGUGGCGGAGAACCUGGAGAACCGGAGGCAGAGGGACUUCAACUCUGAGCUGCUCCGCCUGCGCUCGCAGUGGAAGCUACGAAAAGUCGGAGACAAGAUCCUGGGAGACCUCAGCUACCGGAGCGCAGGCUCCUUGUUUCCUCACCAAGGCACCUUUGAGGUGAUCAAGAACACAGACAUCGACCUGGACAAAAAGCUCCCAGAAGAUUACUGCCCACUGAACGUUCAGAUCCCCAGUGAUCUGGAGGGAUCCGCCUACCUCAAGGUGUCCAUCCAGAAACAGGCGCCAGAUAUCGGGGACCUGGGCACGGUGAACCUCUUCAGGAGACAACCCAAAACUAAAACAGGUACUCAGCCGUGGCAUGUGAAGCUGGAGGCGGCCCAGAACGUUCUGCUGUGUAAGGAGAUCUUUGCCCAGCUGUCCAGAGAGGCCGUCCAGAUCAAGUCCCAGAUCCCACACAUCGUAGUGAAGAACCAGAUCAUCUCCCAGCCAUUCCCAGGUCUGCAGCUGUCCAUAUCUCUGUGCCAUUCCACGGGCGAGAAGAAGAACCAGCGGGCCUCCCCAGAGAAACCCAAGCCUGACGACCACCUCUACGUGCUGGAGCACAACCUGCACCAGCUCAUGAGAGAGUUCCACAAGCAGCAGCUCAGCUCGGUGGUGAUGCCGCACCCCGCCAGCGCCCCCUUCGGCCACAAGCGCAUGCGCCUGGCCGGGCCGAUGGCCUACGACAAGGCGGAGAUCACGUCGCUGCAGCAGAACGAGGGGCUGCUGGAGAAGAUCAUCAAGCAGGCCAAGCACAUCUUCCUCCGCAGCAGGACAGCAAGAACCAUCGACAGCCUGGCCAGCCGUAUUGAGGACCCCCAGAUCCAGGCCCACUGGUCCAACAUCAACGACGUGUACGAGUCCAGCGUCAAAGUGCUCAUCACCUCCCAGGGCUACGAGCAGAUCUGCAAGUCCAUCCAGCUGCAGCUGAACAUCGGGGUGGAGCAAAUCCGAGUGGUGCACAGGGACGGCCGCGUCAUCACUCUCUCCCACCAGGAACAGGAGCUGCAGGACUUCCUCCUCUCCCAGAUGUCCCAGCACCAGGUUCAUGCCGUGCAGCAGCUGGCCAAGGUGAUGGGCUGGCACGUGCUGAGCUUCAGUAACCACGUGGGCCUGGGCUCCGUGGAGAGCAUCGGCAACGCCUCCGCCAUCACCGUCGCCUCGUCCAACGGAGAAUACGCCAUCUCAGUGCGUAACGGGCCAGAGAGCGGCUGUAAGGUUCUGGUCCAGUUCCCCCGGAGCCAGAGCAAGGAGCUCCCCAAGAGCGACGUGAUCCAAGACGCCAAGUGGAACCACCUGCGAGGGCCUUACAAGGAGGUCAACUGGAGCAAGAUGGAGGGACGCAACUUUGUCUACAAGAUGGAGCUCCUCAUGGCUGCCCUCACCCUGUGCCCUUAGAUAGGACCGCUCUCUUUACCUCGCCCUCACUAUUUUCUUUCUCUUUCUCUUGUAAAUACGAAGACAUGAAUACCUCGUCAGGGUUUCACUCUCUAGAAAUGGACAGGCCUUGUAUAUCUUCCUGGAGGGAAGGAUAGCACUCAUCAUGUUUGGCUAGUAUUCUCUAAUCAGAUUAACCGUAGUAAUGUAGCCAUGGAUUGGGGGAAGCUUACUUACAUCUUCCGUAGAACGAAUUAUGACCUAAAUAUCCUAGAGAUUUCAUUUCAAAAGAGGACAUAGUCGUAUGUACAGUUCAUAUCGCUGGAUAUUUUUAAGUUACAAUAAAAACAAACGCAAAGACAACCUUGGAAACCUCAAAACGGAAAAUAAAUAUAUAAUUUGUU